Messenger RNA from Symbiodinium necroappetens, 474 nucleotides. The record is from the annotation of a GenBank genome assembly. NCBI's taxonomy places the organism in Eukaryota, Dinophyceae, Suessiales, Symbiodiniaceae.
AUGCCUUUGAGCAGCAGAAUCACCGAGCUCGGCCUGAGCAUCCCAACAUCUUCCAAACCUCUGGCCGUAUACGUCCCCGCGGUGCGCCUCCCGACGACCCCCGAACAGAUCGUCGUGUCCGGGCAGGUCCCGCUCGUGGACGGCGCCCCGCUCGCCACCGGACGGGUCCCCAACGAGGUCUCGAUCGAGCUCGCCCAGGAGUGCGCCCGCCGGUGCGUCCUGAACGCCCUGGCCGCGGUCGCUGGCGUGGUGGACGGCGAUCUGGACCGCAUCGACCGCGUCGUCCGGCUGGGUUGCUUCGUCGCGUGCGACGCCUCGUUCACCGAACACCCGAAGGUCGCCAACGGCGCGAGCGAACUGCUGCACGAGCUGCUGGGCGAGAAGGGCCGGCACGCGCGCGCGGCCGUCGGGGUGCCGUCGCUCCCGCUCGGCGUCCCGGUGGAGAUCGAGUUCCAGUUCCUGCUCCGUCCCUGA